UGUUCUUUGUUCAAAUCGAACCGAUGUCCUGAAGAUCGGUUUUGGACAUUGGUUCGGUGUUCCUUCUUACAAACCGAACCGAUGUCACCCAGCAAGAAUCUCUGCUGUGUCUGGGAGAAAGAGAAAAGGAAUUCUCUAAUCUUGCUGCAUAUUCUCUGCAAAAACCACUGAUGUCAAGCUCUAGUUUCCCUCCUAUCUUCCAAUACCACAACCCUAGCUCAAGAAGAAAUAUCAUUUUAAAGAGGCCCGAGGUCAUCUCUGGAUUUUACUAUGACAAAGACUUUGGUCCUUACGUUCCAACCACUGAAGUCACCUGUGCAAAAGUUUGAAGGGCUCAAGUUUUUAAAGCGUCAAGCACCAAAAAUGCAGCUCACACUCACCCAGCCUGAUGAUUGGCAUCUUCAUCUCCGUGAUGGUGAUCUUUUAAAAGCUGUUCUCCCUCACAGCGCAAGUAACUUUGGAAGGGCUAUUGUGAUGCCAAAUUUGAAGCCACCCAUCACUACCACAGCCGCUGCAGUUGCUUAUCGAGAUUCUAUCUUGAAAACAUUACCGUCCAACAGCAACUUCAUUCCUCUUAUGACGCUUUAUUUGACAGAUACAAUGAGCCCUAACGAGAUUAAGCUCGCAAGAAGAAGUGGGGCCGUUUAUGCUGUAAAAUUGUAUCCUGCUGGUGCUACAACAAAUUCCCAAGAUGGUGUAACUGAUCUUUUUGGAAAGUGUCUACCGGUCCUUGAGGAGAUGGUUGAACAGAAUAUGCCUCUGUUGGUUCAUGGCGAAGUAACAAAUCCCGAUAUUGACGUGUUUGAUCGUGAGAAGGUCUUCAUUGAAACUGUGUUGAAACCCUUGAUUCAGAGGCUUCCAAAACUGAAGGUGGUGAUGGAGCAUAUCACUACUGCAGACGCUGCUAACUUUGUUCAGUCUUACAAAGAUGGAUUUUUAGCAGCAACAGUUACUCCACAGCAUCUUCUUCUCAAUAGGAAUUCUUUGUUUCAAGGAGGAUUGCAGCCACAUAAUUACUGUCUCCCAGUACUCAAGAGAGAGACCCAUAGAGAGGCAAUUGUGUCAGCUGUGACCAGUGGAAGUAAAAAGUUUUUCCUCGGAACUGAUAGUGCUCCACACGAGAGGCGAAGGAAAGAAUGUACUUGUGGAUGUGCGGGUAUAUACAGCGCCCCAAUUGCCUUAUCAUUAUAUGCAAAGGUGUUCGAAGAGGCGGGUGCUCUCGAUAAAUUAGAAGCAUUUACGAGUUUCAACGGACCAGACUUCUACGGACUCCCCAGAAACACCUCAAAAAUUACACUGCAAAAGGCUCCAUGGAAGGUUCCAGAGUCCUUUUCAUUUUCGUUUGGGGAUAUUGUUCCAAUGUUUGCAGGUGAGACACUUGAGUGGCAGCCAUGCUUUAACUGAGACUGACUGAAUGAACUCAAGUUCCUUCCAAUUGUUGCUUACAUUAUUAGCACACCUUUUCUGGCAUUUCGUUCCAUUAUCUGAUUAUAGACUGAUUCUUGAUUUCCCACCAUAAAAACUUCUUGUCUUUUGUAGAACUACUUAUGUAUGAUCCUUCACAUGAUAGAAAUAAAAUCAUGAUGGAAUUUUGGCAUGGAUGA
Messenger RNA from Momordica charantia (bitter melon), 1604 nucleotides. It is a transcript of the gene PYR4, whose product is annotated as pyrimidin 4. Lineage: Eukaryota; Viridiplantae; Streptophyta; Magnoliopsida; Cucurbitales; Cucurbitaceae. Gene Ontology annotation, cellular component: chloroplast; cytoplasm. Gene Ontology annotation, biological process: pyrimidine nucleotide biosynthetic process; 'de novo' pyrimidine nucleobase biosynthetic process. Gene Ontology annotation, molecular function: dihydroorotase activity. The record is from RefSeq and is a predicted model, not a curated record.